AUGACCAGGAUUGGCCUUGUGUUAUACAGUUUAGAAGUUAAGCUAGAAUUUGGUCUCAACAAGUACACCGCUCAACGGGAUGUUAAGCAAGCAAUUAGGAAAAUGCAGUACAUGGGAGAAGGCGCUUACACAGGAACCGCUAUCCGUAAAGCGACCCAGGAAGGAUUUUAUGGCGCUCCAACAGGAGUGCGAAAAGUAGCUCUUGUGCUGACAGAUGGCCAAGCAGACAAGAGAGAAGCUGUAAAACCAGAUGUUGCUGUUCGAGAGGCUCACGCAGCAAACACCGAGAUGUAUGCAAUAGGAAUUGUAAACACUUCAGACCCAACACAGGUUGAGUUUGUGCGUGAACUGAAUCUGAUUGCUUCACAUCCAGACAGAGAACACAUGUAUCUCGUUGAUGAAUUUAAUGCCCUUCCAGCUUUGGAGUCCAAAUUAGUCAACCAAUUUUGUGAAGAUGAACAUGGUACCUUAAUAUAUAACCGUAAUGGAAACAGUGCAAGCAUAAACAGACCAUCUUUCCAUUCAACGAAAGCACCUCCUGUGGUAAUAUAUGAAGCCUAUGAAGAGGAACCAGAGGAAAAGGAACAGACAUCCUUGUUAACAGUGGAAACCAAAGAAAGUCUGCUGGACCCCCAGUGCAAGUUAAGGCUGAAUCAAGGGCCAUGCCGUGUUUAUAACAUAAGAUGGUAUUAUGAUAAACAAGGCAAUGCUUGUGCUCAGUUUUGGUGUGGUGGCUGCGAUGGAAAUGCAAACCGCUUUGAGAGCGAAGAGGAAUGCAGAGAGGCUUAUGUAUUUUUUUCUGGAG
Apaloderma vittatum (bar-tailed trogon) is the source of this 805-nucleotide messenger RNA. RefSeq names its product collagen alpha-1(XXVIII) chain-like. NCBI's taxonomy places the organism in Eukaryota, Metazoa, Chordata, Aves, Trogoniformes, Trogonidae. The transcript is spliced from 4 exons. The annotation marks the transcript as partial. Gene Ontology annotation, molecular function: serine-type endopeptidase inhibitor activity. The record is from RefSeq and is a predicted model, not a curated record.